AUGCUUCGCGCCAUCACCACCCAAGCAGAGAUAAUCUCAAAACACCUGGGAUCACGUGCCAAACAUGAAUUAUUAGCGUCUACUGGCAAAGUUCCCUACCUCCCUCAUUUCAUUGGCGCCUCACAAAACAGGGACAACAUCACAUGUGCACUGCAUGGUGGUUUCACGGAUGCCAGUACUGAUACCGAUACCAACUCCAAUACUGAUUUCGGUGAAGAGGAGGAUCGUCGCAUCCCAAAACUGCCACAUGGUUCUGGCCUCAAUCCAUCCGGCGAACCAGCAAGUGGCCAACUUCACAUUCCUACUGAGCAACCGCGUAUGUCUCAGUUCAACUUUGAUGUGCAUGUGGCCAGUGGAGGAGUUCCUACCCCCAUAUCAAGUGGGAGCACAUCAUCAUAUGGCUGGAGUAUGCAGAACACUGACUCUGACAGCCGCUUCCCUCAUGGCCAAUACUAUGGUGCUUCGUCCUCAGAGGGCCCCUUCCAGGGCUCUUCUUUCGAAACCAUCCAGACCUACCGCAGAGAACAGGAGGCCCUCACCGCUGGGAUGGCUGAUGGAGAUUUGAUUCAAGAAGGCACGGACGAUAACGACAACGACAACGACAACGAAGAUUCCGCCAUGUCAGAUGACGGCAGUAUUGGAGAAUAUUAA
Messenger RNA from Suillus fuscotomentosus, 651 nucleotides. RefSeq lists its product as uncharacterized. NCBI's taxonomy places the organism in Eukaryota, Fungi, Basidiomycota, Agaricomycetes, Boletales, Suillaceae. The transcript is spliced from 5 exons. Bases 1 to 651 code for a protein of 216 amino acids. The record is from RefSeq and is a predicted model, not a curated record.